Messenger RNA from Solanum lycopersicum (tomato), 1311 nucleotides. Lineage: Eukaryota; Viridiplantae; Streptophyta; Magnoliopsida; Solanales; Solanaceae. The record is from RefSeq and is a predicted model, not a curated record.
UAAAAAUUAUAAACUUUUUGAGUCUUUCUUUCUUCAAUUUCUCUUUUCUCCUUGUUCAUAAUCAAUUAAUGGCAUCUACCAAAUUAGUUAAAGUUCCCACAAUAGAUUUUUCAAAUCAUCAAGAUCUAAAACCAAACACUCCACUAUGGGAAUCCAAAAAAAUUCAAGUUUUUGAAGCUUUGCAAGAAUAUGGUUGUUUUGAAGCAAUUUAUGAUAAAGUUCCAAAAGAUAUUAGAGAGGAAACAUUUAGUAUUUCAAAAGAAAUAUUUGAAUUUCCUUUAGAGACUAAAUUGAAAAAUAUUUCAGAAAAACCAACGCAUGGAUAUAUGGGAAUGAUUCCACAAUUGCCAUUGUAUGAGAGUUUGUGUAUUCCUGAUUUGCUUAAUCCUAAAAGUCUUCAAAGUUUUGCUAAUAUCUUUUGGCCUCAGGGUAACCAACAUUUCUGCAAUUUGGUAAAAUCUUAUUCUAAUCCUCUUUUGGAAUUGGAUGAGAUGUUGAAAAGGAUGAUUUCGGAGAAUUUGGGAUUAAAAAAUCACAUUGAUGAAUUAUUGAAUGCCAAUUACAUCCUAUUUAGAUUUACACAGUAUAAGGGAUCAUCAAUUGCUAGUGGAGAUGAAAAUAAUAAAGCAGCUGGAUUGGGUGGCCACACAGAUGGUAACUUCUUGUCUAUUAUAUCACAAAAUGAAGUUAAUGGAUUGCAAAUCAACAAAAAUGGAGAGUGGAUUGAUGUCAACAUUUCGCCAAAUUCUUAUGUUGUUUUAUCCGGUGAUUCCUUCACAGCAUGGACAAAUGGCCGAUUGCAUUCUCCUGUUCAUAGAGUUGAAAUGCCCAGAGGAAGUGAUAGAUAUUCCAUUCAAUUAUUUUCAUUAUCAAAACCAGGUCACUUCAUCGAGGCACCAAAAGAAAUGGUGGAUGAAGAACACCCUUUGCUUUUCAAGCCAUUUGAAAUUCUUGGAUUACUUGGGUAUGGUGCCACAGAAGCUGGCUAUACAACUCCUCCCAGUGAUCUUUUCAAGGCAUAUUGCGGUGUCUGAUAUGCUAAUUGCGAAUUUCCAUUUCUAUUAGAAUAAAGUUAGUAUUUAUGAGAUUUUUGUUGGUAAUUCAUGUUUAAUUGGUUUGUGUUUUUUUGGAAAAUAUUUCUAAUGUGUUCCGUUGGAAAUUCGUGUGCAUCUUAUGUUUGGAUUGUUGGUAUUGGGAAUUCAUGUUUAAUUUGUUUGUGUUCUUGGGCAAAUAAUAAAUUUGAAGCGGAUGAUUUUAUCCUUUAAGAGGAAAUGAUUUAAUGUAAUCUUUAGUAUUAUUUGGUUUGAAAAA